AUGGGGUUCGGGGACUUCGACCAGAUAUGUUCCAAGGUCAGCCUGCCGUUGUGCUCGCUGAUCGGACCUUACGGCCAAAAGAGCACAAUCGCAACCAUCGGUAUCGAAGCAGAAUGUUACUCCAGAAGUAUCGAACUCGCCAAUACAAUCAUUUUCCAAGGAGCUUCCGAUUUCAUUCACAUCGUCUCGUUGAUCAUGACAGCCAUCAUGUUGAUUCACGUUAGAUCAAAGUUCACAGCCGUCGGCAGGAAAGAAAUUACAACGUUCUUCUACCUCUUCAUGGGUCUUACUGCUGUUUCGUUAUGUCUUGACGCCGGAGUUAUCCCCGUCGGUUCCCAGGUCUACCUCUACUUUGUCGCUGUACAGUCUGGAAUGAUUUCUGCUCUCUGCUGGUGUUUAAUGAUCAACGGUUUCGUCGGCUUUCAACUCUACGAAGACGGGACAAGGUUAUCGAUCUGGCUACUCAGACUUUCGUCUGUUCUUAUGUUCCUGAUUACUGGCGCUGUGGCUUUGGCGACUUUCAAGGGAUGGGCGGGUCUAGGACCGACAAAGACGAUAGGACUCUUCGUCGUGUUGUACAUUUUGAACGCCGUCUUUUUGGUCAUCUACAUCGCCUCGCAGAUUUUGCUGGUUUUGAAUACCCUCCAGGAUCGUUGGCCUUUGGGUGAUAUCCUUUUCGGAAUCCUCUUCUUCGUUGUCGGACAAGUCUUGCUCUAUGCUCUCAGUGAUAAGAUCUGCAAUUCUGUGAAUCAUUAUCUUGACGGUGUUUUCUUUGCUACUAUUUGCAACUUGUUGGGUGUUAUGAUGGUGUACAAGUAUUGGGAUUCUAUCACCAAGGAAGACUUGGAAUUCUCGGUCGCCAGUCAAAACUUCGAAGUCAAGGAGCCUCUCAUGGACGAAGCCAAGUUCCACAGCACCUACGAACCUGAAUUCCACCCACCAGGAACAAGAUCAAGCGCUUAUCAGUACUAUUAA
Molecule: messenger RNA, 975 nt
Organism: Orbilia oligospora ATCC 24927
Lineage: Eukaryota; Fungi; Ascomycota; Orbiliomycetes; Orbiliales; Orbiliaceae
Exons: 2
Coding region: 1-975 (324 amino acids)
Biological process (GO): protein folding
Cellular component (GO): endoplasmic reticulum membrane
Source: RefSeq, a predicted model, not a curated record